UUCGGCACUAUAAAUGUCGGCUAUGGGUGUGGGCUCCGUUCCACUCCCACAUGGCUUUCUGAUCAACAUCUUUUUGAUCACCCUCGCAGAUAUUCAGAACGCCACCAACAUCGUCAAACCAUCGGCCACAUGUGCAACGUAAAGGCCACUAUGCUCUUUUCCCCGUCCUGGGAGGAGCCCAACAUUUCGCCGAUGAAAACAUUGGCCACCACCACAGCGGCAUGGGACGACUUCUGCGCUGGCCUCGACGAAGCCUGGGCAGCUGACUUCCGGUCGAGCCCUUUCGCCGUCGAGCAACAAGGAGGUCUGGACUUUGGAGCCCUCGCCCAAAGCACCUCGACGCCGAAUUGGGACCAGUGGUCUUCCCAGACCUCCGACGCGCACGUCAUUCCGCAGAAUUACGACAGCGCGUCUACACGUCCCGCCGACGACCUCGUACCCGGCCCCCCUUCUCGCCUUCAAAAGCCGACGUACUCGACGUACUAUCCAACGGCUAACAAUCCUUUCGAACCGGUAUGGCAAUCCCCUGCGUUCUCCAUCGAGUCGGUUCCGGACGUCCCGGACAAGGUCACCCCUUUCGCCUUGCCAGCGGAGUCGCUUUUGGAGGACUCCUACUUCCCUCAGUGGUCUACCUUGGAUCCCGACUCCGACUGGUCCCGGCCGCGCUCCGACAGUGGAGCAUGGAGUAGCGCCGACGAACAGUCGUGCGGAUCCCCUCAAGCAGUGUGGGCACCUUCUCAUUUCCACAAUGAGAACAACAAUGCCAUGUCCAACAAGUUCGCCUUUGCGCCUUUGAGCGGGGAGCUCGACGACGACGACGAGCUCGGGCGGCAGUUCCGCGAACUAGAGUCGUCGACCAUCACCAUGCCACCGUGGCUCGGGCACGAUGCUGCCGUCGGGCCUGUUGUCCCAACAGUGCCAACAGUGCCCAGCCAUGCACCCCUGACGCCUUCGGCGGCGUUCGCUGCCCCCAGCUCCGCCGAGCUGGCCGCCAUCCUGGCCGAGUUGUCUCGCCCGCAAGGCGCGCCCGAGGAGCCCUUUCCUUCCGAAACAAGAAGGGCUGGGUCGUCGGACGACUUGAAGGUCCACUUCUGCAAGCAUGCUGGCUGCGGCCGAAAGUUCACGAGGAAGUACAAUCUGAAGUCCCACUGCGUCGCCGCACACUCGGGCACGCGGCCAUACGUAUGUUGCCGAUGCAAGCACUCGUUUGCGCGAAAGCACGAUCUCGUCCGACACGAACGAUCGGUUCACCUGCUGGGACCGCUGAAGCACGUCUGCUCCUGCGGCAAAGCUUUCGCCAGAAGUGAUGCAUGCAAGAGACACAAGAAGAUGGAGAAUCAUGCUUGAUUCUUCACCUCGUUACUUUAGGGCUGAUGAGAUAUAUAUCAUGAGUUUUUUUUGGAUAAGAUUUAUACCCAUCUCCAUCAGCAUCGGACCUUGCAUUUACAUCCUUUAUAUAUUUCGAAUCCAAUGAAAU
Molecule: messenger RNA, 1477 nt
Organism: Fimicolochytrium jonesii
Lineage: Eukaryota; Fungi; Chytridiomycota; Chytridiomycetes; Spizellomycetales; Powellomycetaceae
Exons: 1
Coding region: 130-1347 (405 amino acids)
Biological process (GO): regulation of transcription by RNA polymerase II
Molecular function (GO): DNA-binding transcription factor activity, RNA polymerase II-specific; RNA polymerase II cis-regulatory region sequence-specific DNA binding
Source: RefSeq, a predicted model, not a curated record